UUGUUAGACACAUGUGUCACCUGGUUUCUUAAAAACUGUUGCAAAGACACAAGACAAGAACAGCACGUAUGAGAUGAGAUCCACUGACUCUGUUUGUUUUCGAGUUUUCAGAAGUCGCCACUCUCACUUUCCUUCCUUAAUAACUGGGUUUCGUUUCAACGUCACUUCACUUCUACACUGUGUUCAGAGCCACCGAGACUGACUUCAACAAUCUUUUUCUGUGUUGACCACCGGAGCAGCGUUUUCCGGCGGGUUUUGGUGGCUCCGGUUGAUGACGUGGUUUUUCCGUGACCAAAAUCCAUCUGGGUUUUGGGAUCAUUGACAUGUGGAAUUGAGUCGGUGACUCGGUGGAGUAGUGUGACUUGUGAGCGAAGAUGUUCAGAUGGAAGAGUGAGAGACACAGGGUCAAAGCUGUUUUCAAACUCCACUUCCAUGUCACCCAGAUGGUGCAAUCUGCGGUGGAUGGUUUGGUGCUGUCUAUAGUUCCAGGGGACAUUGGAAAGGUAACUACGAGGUUAGAGAAAGCAGCAGUUCGUGGUGGAGUUUGUAGAUGGGAGAAUCCUGUCUACGAAACAGUGAAGUUUGUUCGGGAGCCAAAGACUGGGAAAUUCAAUGAGAGAUUAUAUCAUUUUGUGGUUUCAACGGGGUUAUCAAAAGCUAGCUCCUUUGGGGAAGUUUCUGUGGACUUUGCCGAGUAUGCUGAGGCUACAAAGCCCUCCACUGUCUCUCUUCCCAUCAAGAAUUCUCAUUGUGAUGCCGUCUUGCAUGUAUCAAUCCAGAGACUACAAGAAAAUAAUGAUAAAAGAGAGGAAGAGGAUUGUGAAGAUGCCAAACUAAAAGCCAAUGAUAGAAGUUUGAGGACCUACUUAAGCAAUGGAGAGAUAGACGCAAACUCUAAAAUUGAUUCUUCUGAAGAUGUGUCUGCCAAAGCAAACACCAAUGGAGCUGCACUGAGUGCUGAUUGUAGAACAUCUAGUGGUUCUGACAUUACAUUGUCAAGUUCUGAUGGCAGUUCCGGACUUGAUACUCUGCGAGAAAAUGGAUUAAGAAAUGGUGGCAUCCACCACAACGACCAUGGUUUUCUUUCAGAGGCCAGCCACCCUUCAGAGCCCCAAAAGCCUGCUGUAAAUGCCUCUGCAGUAAUGUAUGAUAUUCAUCAGAGAUCACACUGGGACUGGUCAGCUCGCUCAGAACACAGUUUGAGUACCGACAGUUCAACUAAUGGUUCUCAGGAUGUGUUUCCUAGGGAAAGAUCCCAUCAAACAUCUGAUAUGGAAGUUGAAAGACUCAAGGCUGAACUUGCUGCAUUGGCCAGGCAGGCAGAUGUGUCAGACUUGGAACUACAGACUCUUAGGAAGCAAAUUGUAAAGGAAAGCAAAAGAGGACAGGAGCUCUCAAAGGAAAUCAUUAGCUUGAAAGAGGAAAGAGAUGCACUCAAGCUUGAAUGUGACAAUCUCAGAUCUUUUCGCAAACGAAUGGAGGAGGCCAAAGUGAGUAACAGACCUCAAUUGGAUAGUGGGGAUCUUUGUACUCUUGUUGAAGAAAUUAGACAAGAAUUGAAGUACGAGAAGGAGCUGAAUGCGAAUCUCCAAUUACAGUUAAAGAAGACACAAGAUGCAAAUUCUGAACUAGUUCUUGCAGUGCAAGACCUGGAUGAAAUGCUGGAGCAGAAAAAUAGUGAAAUAUAUAGUCUUUCCAAUAAACAUGAAGAGGGUAAAAACUCCCAUGAGUUAGCGGGAAAGCUCUCUAAUUGUGAAACAGAUGACGAAGAACAGAAAGAGUUGGAAGAGCUAGUUAAGGAGCACAGCAAUGCCAAGGAGUCUCACUUACUUGAGCAAAAGAUUAUAGAUCUCUAUGGUGAAAUAGAGAUGUAUAGGAGAGACAAAGAUGAGUUAGAGAUGCAGAUGGAACAGCUUGCACUAGACUAUGAGAUAUUGAAACAGGAAAACCACGAUAUUGCAUAUAAGCUGGAACAAAGUGAACUGCAAGAACAAUUAAAAAUGCAGUAUGAAUGUUCAUCUCCUCCUCCUGCUGUUGAUGACGUUGAGGCCCAUAUUCAGAAUCUGGAAAAUCAACUCAAGCAACAGUCUGAAGAAUUCUCAAAUUCUCUGGCUACUAUCAAGAAACUUGAAACCCAAAUAAGCAGAUUAGAGGAGGAACUGGAGAAACAAGCCGCAGGAUUUGAAGCUGAUCUAGAUGCCGUGACACGCGACAAAGUUGAGCAGGAGCAAAGAGCCAUCCGUGCGGAAGAAGCUUUGCGAAACACCAGACAUAAAAAUGCUAACACUGCUGAGAGGCUUCAAGAAGAAUUUAGAAGGCUCUCAACGCAAAUGGCUUCUACAUUUGAUGCAAAUGAGAAGGCUGCCAUGAGGGCAUUGACCGAAGCAAGUGAACUUCGUGCGCAGAAAAGACUAGUGGAAGCAAUGCUGCACAAAGUUAAUGAAGAGCUUCAGUCAGCCAAAGCUGAGUAUGAGGUAAAACUGAUUGAACUAUCCAACAAAAUAGACAUGAUGACAGCUCAGAAACAACAGAUGUUUUUGGAAAUUGAGGACAAGUCCAAGCAGCUUGAAAAUCAGAAGACGCGUGAGGAACAAGUUAGUAGGGAUUUCUCUGAAGAGAUCCAAAUGCUAAAAGCAGAAAAUGAAAGGCUUAAAGUGGAGAUAUCAUGCCUCUCUGAGCAAGUAGAACAAAAAGAAAUGUUAAGAAAUGACUUGGAGCUUAUGAAUAAAUCACUUGAGGAAUCUGAGGCUCAGUUACAGAAUAGAACAGUGGAAAGCAAUGAGCUGGUGAGUGAAAUUGCUUUAUUGAAGAAGGAAGCAGAAAGGUCACUUGAUGAGCUAAAUAGGAUGCAGAAUCUCAAGGAUGAAAAAGAGAUGGCGGGUAGAGUGUUGCAGUCAGAGUUAGAAGCACUUAGAGCUCAAUAUAAUGACUUGAAAAGUUAUCUUCUUGGGGAUGAGGCUGAGAAAGAAAAUCUGAGAAAGCAAGUUUUCCAGCUAAAGGGUGAACUAAAGAAAAAAGACGACGCAUUAAUCAACAUUGAGAAGAAGUUCAAGGAUAGCAAUGGACGCACACAGCUUUCUGAGGGAACUAAAACAAAUUCAAAGAACAAAAAGGGUGCAUCAAUUCCUCAGAGCUCAAAAGAAAUGGCAAAUCUGAGGGAGAAAAUAAAAACACUUGAGGGCAUGAUAAAGUCAAAGGAAACAGCUUUGGAAAUGUCAACUUCUUCAUUUUUGGAGAAGGAAAGGGAGCUCCAAUCCAAAAUUGAGGAACUGGAGGACAAAGUGGAGGAAUUCAACCACAGCAUUGCUUUGCAAAAGGUUGUUGAGGACAAGAAUACUACUACUUCAAAUGGUGUUGCAGUGUCAUUAUUCAAGAGUGAUGUACAUUUGUCGGAGAAAGAAGCAGAAAUAUCCACAAUAGAUAGUAAUGAGGGUGGCUACCUUUGUGAAACUUUAGCUGAAUUAUCGUUGUUGAAGGAAAGAAACAACUCAAUGGAAACGGAGCUGAAAGAGUUGCAACAAAGAUACUCAGAAAUGAGUCUAAGAUUUGCGGAGGUAGAAGGUGAAAGACAAAAGCUUGUCAUGACUGUACGAAACCUCAAGAAUGCCCGGAAGGCCCAAAUGACUAGUUCAUGAUAUCUGCUGUGGAAAUAGUAUAAGAUGAAUGAAUUAAUGUGUACAAUGGCAGGAUAUGUAUGCAUUUUCUUCUCCUUUUCUUAGGUUUUUUCUCCCUCCCUUCCGAAUCGUAAAUGUGUGCCAUAAUAAGGGUACCGUUUUACAGAGUUGUCCUAGCAGUUUGUGAUGUUUUAAGUUCUAUAGUUACCAAUAGUGCUCAUCAGUUCUUUGAUUGUAUCUUUUCUUUUCUCUUUCUUAUGCGUUUAUAUACAUAUUCUUUUAUUGUAUCCUUUAACUGAUAUAUGAUAUAAUACAAAUGAGCAUUUCUUUUAUUGAA
Glycine soja is the source of this 3951-nucleotide messenger RNA. Its product is annotated as intracellular protein transport protein USO1-like. The transcript has 9 exons. Lineage: Eukaryota; Viridiplantae; Streptophyta; Magnoliopsida; Fabales; Fabaceae. The record is from RefSeq and is a predicted model, not a curated record. The coding region runs from base 375 to 3635 and encodes 1086 amino acids.